CUCGUACUCUUCCCACCCUACGUCGGACCCGCCUCUCCUCUCUCUGACUCGUUCCGCCUCGGUCUCUGUCUCUGUCUCUCUCUCGUGCCGCAGGUCGUCCUCUGCAGCUCGCCUCCGCCUCCGCCUCCGGCUCCAUCUUGGUCGCAGCUCGCCCUCUCCCUCCAGUGGUACCGUUCGAGAGAGAAGAUGUUCGGGGUUGUGAGACAAAAAGUUAGCGCGGGUGGUUCUCCUCUUACGAUUCUAGGACAGACGUUGCCGUUCCUCCGCGCCGUGGCGUCGCCGUUGAGGAGUUACUCAUCUGCAGCUAAAGAGAUGACAGUGCGAGAUGCUCUAAAUUCGGCACUUGAUGAGGAAAUGUCAGCUGAUCCACGGGUAUUCUUGAUGGGUGAAGAGGUUGGGGAGUAUCAAGGUGCAUACAAGAUAUCAAAGGGUCUACUUGAUAAAUAUGGCCCCGACAGGGUUCUUGAUACCCCGAUCACAGAGGCUGGUUUCACUGGAAUUGGAGUUGGUGCUGCUUACCAUGGUCUCAAACCCGUUGUAGAGUUCAUGACCUUUAACUUCUCCAUGCAGGCAAUUGACCACAUCAUUAAUUCUGCUGCAAAAUCAAAUUAUAUGUCUGCUGGUCAGCUGUCAGUACCGAUUGUUUUUAGAGGUCCAAAUGGAGCUGCUGCAGGAGUUGGUGCUCAACACUCUCAGUGUUACGCUGCAUGGUAUGCCUCUUGCCCAGGCUUGAAAGUAUUGGCUCCAUACUCCUCUGAAGAUGCCCGUGGCCUGUUGAAAGCUGCCAUAAGGGACCCUGAUCCUGUAGUUUUCCUCGAGAAUGAGUUAUUAUAUGGCGAGUCAUUCCCUGUUUCAGCUGAAGUGCUAGAUUCCAGUUUUUGCCUUCCCAUUGGAAAAGCCAAGAUUGAGAAGGAAGGGAAGGAUGUGACGAUAACGGCUUUUUCAAAGAUGGUGGGCCUUGCCCUCCAGGCAGCUGAUAUUCUUGCAAAGGAAGGAAUUAAUGCUGAGGUCAUUAAUUUGAGGUCUAUUCGACCUCUUGAUAGAGCCACUAUCAAUGCUUCAGUCCGGAAAACCAAUCGGCUUGUGACAGUUGAGGAAGGGUUCCCUCAGCAUGGCAUUGGCGCUGAGAUCUGCACAUCAGUUGUUGAGGAGAGCUUUGGUUAUCUCGAUGCGCCGGUCGAGAGAAUUGCUGGUGCUGAUGUUCCCAUGCCUUAUGCUGCCAACUUGGAGAGGACGGCUGUCCCUCAGGUUGAAGAUAUAGUUCGUGCAGCAAAGCGAGCUUGCUACAGAUCCAUGCCAAUGGCUGCAGCAGCUUGAAUCGACAAGAGAGAAACCAAUAAAGAUUUUUUCAAGCUGAAGGUCGGCCUCAGCUGAAUUAGUUAGGUUUCCCGGUUUUAUGGAUGGAUGUCCACCUCCGGAGGUGACUUCUUCUCCUUUUGUUGGUUGGCCUUCUUGGUUUGGGGG
Molecule: messenger RNA, 1464 nt
Organism: Rhodamnia argentea
Lineage: Eukaryota; Viridiplantae; Streptophyta; Magnoliopsida; Myrtales; Myrtaceae
Product: pyruvate dehydrogenase E1 component subunit beta-1, mitochondrial
Exons: 15
Coding region: 187-1317 (376 amino acids)
Biological process (GO): pyruvate decarboxylation to acetyl-CoA
Molecular function (GO): pyruvate dehydrogenase (acetyl-transferring) activity
Source: RefSeq, a predicted model, not a curated record